This is a messenger RNA of Funneliformis mosseae, 1445 nucleotides long. Lineage: Eukaryota; Fungi; Glomeromycota; Glomeromycetes; Glomerales; Glomeraceae. The record is from the annotation of a GenBank genome assembly.
UUACGAUGAUAACACGAUAGUCGUUCACAUUUUUCGUCCAGAUUUAUCAUACAAACAAGAAGAUGGCAAACUUUGGGUCGAUAAAUACUUGUCAUUUCGCACGAUUUAUCCUGAUGGAACAGUUGUACCAGUUGAUAUUUCGUUGGAUAUACAAGAUUUCAAUUAUUGCCUUUUGGACGUUAACGGAAUUCUUACAAGCGCUAUUGAAAUUUUUCCUGUAAAAAGUAAAUUUUUGCUAGUAACUUAUGCGGAAGUCACUUUUGAUGAUCCAUUUACUAUUAAUGAACGGGCGAUGGUUGUUGAUUUCAAUGGAAAGAUUUACGGUAACAUUGCAUUUGAACCUGCAUAUGUUAAUGUUUCUGCUAAACAAUGGUUACUUAGCCGAGCUGAAAUUUUCGUGAAUUUUAAUCCUGACAGGGGAUUUCUCCGGUUGUCACCUAUUACAAAUACUACCGAUUAUAUCUGGCAGCUAUACAUAUUAACUGAUGAGGGAAAUAUCCAAAUACUUGUGCAAGACUUCUUAAGUUUUUCAAACUCUAAUAACCUGAUAGUUACGGCCGUUCCAAUGGUGGAUGAAGGUUUCGCAAUCGUUUAUGCUAAUUCUACAGUUUCUGGAACAAUAAUCACGAAUCCUUUUACUUCACAAGGAGGAAUCUAUGCUAUAAUUUUAGAAUAUGGCAAAGUAACUAAACGAGAACUAGUUGUACUUUAUCAAACCUCAAUUCAAGGAUUUUUAUUUACUAAUAUUAAUUGCGAUACUGCUUGCGUAGAACUUAGACAAAGAUGUAUAGUUACGGCUAAAUUUACAUUUCGAGAUGUUAUGAAAACUUUUUAUCUAAAGGUAGAUUUUCUUUCCUCGGGAGCUGUCUAUAAUAUUAAGCCAUUGAUGAUCGAUAUCCAACCGAUUCCAAAAUUUGAUCAAUACAAUAUUCGAUCAUUACCAUUUGGAGGUUAUUUAUUAAGUGGACUAGGAAAUGUUGAUGAUCAAAUUGUGGUUUCUGGUUAUAUAUUUAAUGAAAACAAUGAAUAUUAUUCUUGGGACCUUCCAAAUCCUACUGUAUCAAACCUUCCAGGCAUCUCAACAAUCUUGAAAAACAAUACUUAUGUACUUUCUCAUCUGGGAAGAAAGCGAGAUUGGACUUUGAUUACUAGUGAUUUGUACAGAUUUGAGAAGGAACGAGAUCAUGGAUAUUAUAAUUUGCAUAUUGAUACCACAUUUCCGCGAAUUAAUGAUAUUAUCUCAUCUGAUACACGUAUAUUUACAAUAAAAUAUUAUGAUAAAGUUGAUUUAUCGCUUGGUAAUAUUACAAUUUUUCACGAUUGUGGGAAUAAACAUAAACUUCGUCAAAUUGUUUCUGGAACAAACAAAAAUUAUGUAAGCCUAGAUAGGGACGAAAUUACUGUUAGAGUUUAUAUAGUUAUGUCAAUAUUAAAACCUGGUGAAA